UGAAUGUUUGCAAUUGUCUCCCACAGGCAAGUCCACAGUAGAGAACGCUUUCUAUAAGAUGUUCACCGUGACGAGCAGACUGACCUUCGCCGUGUCCAGGGAGGAUGAUGGGGUUCCGGUGGUGUGUAUCGUGGAUCAUCCGGCCGUGAAAGAUUUCCAGGCCCAGAAGUACCUGGAGGUGCAGUACAAGCCGGAGGUGAAGAUUGUGGUGGAGUUUCCAACAGGACUCACCAGGGAAGGAGAGAAUCUGGAGUUGACAUGCCAGGCCAAAGGAAAACCACAACCCCAGAAGGUGACCUGGGUCAAGGUGGAGGAUGACGUGCCCACCCACGCCGUCAUCACGGGAACAGACCUGUUCAUUGAAAACCUCAACAAGUCCUACAACGGCACCUAUCGCUGUGUGGCGUCCAACUCUGUGGGAGAGUCCUACGACGACUACGUCCUCUAUGUCUACGACGCCCUCACCACUACCCCUUUACCCACCACCACCACCACCCCCUCCACCACCACCUACCUCCCCGAAGCCACUGAAGACGCUGUGCCCAGCUCUGAACCUGCGGCUCACGACUCCAGAGCCGGGGAGGGAGUGCCUAGAACGGUCGACCACGCGGUCAUCGGAGGCGUGGUCGCUGUGGUCGUGUUCGCCAUGCUGUGUCUACUCAUCAUCCUGGGGCGGUACUUCGCCAGACACAAAGGUACCUACUUCACCCACGAGGCCAAAGGGGCGGAUGACGCGGCGGAUGCAGACACAGCUAUCAUCAACGCAGAGGGAGGCCACAACAACUCUGACGAGAAGAAGGAGUACUACAUCUAAACAUCCACAAGGGGGGC
Molecule: messenger RNA, 831 nt
Organism: Hypomesus transpacificus
Lineage: Eukaryota; Metazoa; Chordata; Actinopteri; Osmeriformes; Osmeridae
Gene: cadm1a
Product: cell adhesion molecule 1a
Exons: 7
Coding region: 59-814 (251 amino acids)
Biological process (GO): detection of stimulus; cell recognition; susceptibility to natural killer cell mediated cytotoxicity
Cellular component (GO): synapse; neuron projection; plasma membrane
Molecular function (GO): signaling receptor binding
Source: RefSeq, a predicted model, not a curated record